CGAGUGGAAAGUCGCCACAGUGUGAGAGAGAUUGGCGAAGAGGGUGGUGGUGUGGGAGUGUGUCUGUUCCCCACUGUCUCCGUGACAAAGGCUGUGCGCACCGUGUGAAUGUUGAACGGUGCACCUGUUGAGGCUGAAAGAAAACGAUUGGGUUGAAGGCACGCACACACUGCAGUCGUUGAUCGAUCCGUAGGUGCCACCCUGUCACUAGUCCAGUCACCAAACCUCUAAGAAGCGAUCAUAUCAAGAUUCGGUUCUCCCAAGCCUCGCGGAGUAUCUGAGACGUGACCUGAAGCUGUCCUCAAUUCAAAGUUGCAGAUAUGAAGUCCGAAGUGUUCGCGGCGUCCGACUUCAUCGUGAACCUCUUGCGAAUGAGCAGCCCCGGAAGUCUGACCGACCGUGACUUGCUGCGGUUCCGCGACACGCUGGCCGUGGUGAUGAGGGAUCACUACCAUAACCACUGGUUCCCGGAGAAGUCGUUCAAGGGCUCCGGCUACCGUUGCAUCAGGAUCAACGGCCAGAUGGACCCAUUGGUGGCGGCGGCGGGCGACAGCUGUGGGCUGGACCGGGUCUUCCUACGGUCUCUGUUCCCCAGCGAACUGACCCUGUGGGUUGACCCUCGGGAGGUGUCGUACCGGAUCGGCGAGAACGGCUCCAUCUGUGUCCUUCUCGACGAGAAGGUGGUGGAGAGGUCCCGAUCGGACGGCUGCAAGGACCUGAUGCGACCUUCCUACGGUGGCUUCGGCGAGCAGUGGGCGGGCGAGCCCAUGUCGGCCUGCGCCUUCAGCUAGAGUUCGCGUCUCGUCUCUCAUCCUGCCAGCCAUAGUGUGAUAUGAUCUCAAGCAAAGUGGUUAUUAUCAAUUGGUGCUAGUGAUAUCGAAGCGCCAGGGCAUGUGAGGCAGUGUACCGCUGGGUCAUUCCGUGUGAACAAAUCAGCUGUCAUCUCGCCCCCAUCCCUUUACUCCCCACCGACACCAGGUCAUGAGGAAUGCGGAGCCCAUAAAAAUAGCAAAAUGAUCGAAAAAGCCAUGGGCAACUGAGUCAAGUGAUAGCUCCGCGUUCGUCUGACCCUGGUCGGGUUGCGGGGCAGAAGCAUGUGAGGACCUCUCGCCCCCGGCGUUGCUCCGAUCGCGUUGCUCGGCGGGCCCGCGCACGCUGAAUGUCAAGUCAAUCGCCCAGGUGGCCCACCGUGGUCGCGGCGAUCAAAAUGGUACAUGCCAACCGAGUUCAAAUGCAUUUGAAUUAUUGUUGACAUAAGUUAUUUUGCGCGAACAUGCGAGGCCAAAGUGUGCACUGAAAGGCUCGAAGAAUGUGAUAAAAUGGAAUCCUGUCGGAACGUCCGAAGAGCGCGGGGUGAUGUCAUCAAUGCUUGUUCUCAUCGUCAUCGUUCUUAAUGGCUGAAAAGCCGACUGCCACUGGUCUGUGCUGUGGGGUCAUCUCAGGUCGUUAGGGACCCAUGGAUGGGCCAGUGGCGGUCGGUGAUUGUUCAUCGGCGUCACCCAAAGGUAAACUAUCUGACCUGCCUUUUCAUUUCCAUGAAUUUUGCCCAUUCGAAAACCGAAAAAGAAAACCGCAAGUACAAGUCGACUUUCGUCGGUUCUUUGCACAAUCAUACAUUAUGGUUCGAAGGAUGUUGCAGAUAAACCAACAUAUUUUAUGUAUAAAACAGAGAUGGGAGGUACUUAGUGUGACAACUAGUGUAAGUCACCCGAAGAUAAGGUACAAAUAAGUCGAGCAGAGCCUGUGAUUGGUUUCGCCACGGUAGUUUUCCUCCCCUCCGUCUGACGCGAGCUGCCCGGUUAAUUUGUUAGCUUUACCAAAUCCGCACCGAUGCGCCCGGGACGUGCUUGUGUUUUAACCGCCGUGCAAGAGCCCCUGUAUAUAGUGGUCGUUUUCGUUGGCUGUGGAGUGCUUGUCUGGUGACCAGAGUCUGGGUGCACCGCGCACCUCCAGGACGCAUCGAAAUUGUAUUUCGUUCGCCUCCGAGAAUCCGCUGUGUCUAGGGUGUUUUGUACAGAAAUACAUGCUAAUUCUGCAAGUGA
Pollicipes pollicipes is the source of this 2042-nucleotide messenger RNA. RefSeq names its product protein BTG2. The transcript has a single exon. Gene Ontology annotation, biological process: negative regulation of cell population proliferation. The coding region runs from base 321 to 791 and encodes 156 amino acids. Gene Ontology annotation, cellular component: nucleus; cytoplasm. The record is from RefSeq and is a predicted model, not a curated record. NCBI's taxonomy places the organism in Eukaryota, Metazoa, Arthropoda, Thecostraca, Pollicipedomorpha, Pollicipedidae.